Molecule: messenger RNA, 384 nt
Organism: Hydra vulgaris (swiftwater hydra)
Lineage: Eukaryota; Metazoa; Cnidaria; Hydrozoa; Anthoathecata; Hydridae
Biological process (GO): DNA transposition; DNA integration
Molecular function (GO): DNA binding
Source: RefSeq, a predicted model, not a curated record
AUGGUUUUAAAUGACAUUAGUAAAGGAAGAAUUAUUGAGAUCUCAUCCUUUGGUAUGACUCAUAGAGAUAUUGCAAGAAAGGUUGGAUGCGGAAAAAGUACUGUUACUGAUUUUCUAAAGAAGUAUAAGGAGACAGGAGAAACAGUCCAUCAAUCUGGAUCAGGAAGAAAGAGAAAAACUACUAAAAGAGAAGAUAGACGCAUUGUCCAAGCUGCCCUUAAAAAUCGCCGUAUUUCUACAGAUGGGAUAAAAGCAGAAACUGGUAAUACCAAUAUUUCUGGAAAAACCAUAAUUCGUUGUUUACAUGAGUGUAAAAAUUUAGAUUCUCAUUGGGCUAUCAAAAAACCUCUUUUAUCAAAGAUCAACAUUGCACGUAGGUUUUAA